UGUCACUUCCGGUAUCUUACGGACAGUUGAUUUGAAACUAUCUAAACUGUCUGUCCUCGGUCAGUGGGCUAUUGUUUUAGCCACAGCAAUAAUCUGACUUUGGAUCACAUGUGAUCGAAAUUAACAUAAUUUGACUGUCGUGUGAGAGCUUUAAGUUAUGAAGAUGAAAAGGUACAAAUGAUGCCUUCGCGUGGUAUCGGAAAUAUAUUAGAUGCAUUUGUAUAGCACCCCUUUGUCUGUCCUCCAGGUAUCGAAGUGACUUUUAAUUAGGUCAUCGAUUGUAAAUUAACACCAUCACAAAUCAAACCCGCCGCAGUUCAAUUAUUUAUUGCGCAUGAAGUGGCACAAACUCGGUACAUGACUCGUAACUUAUUAAAUGUUUUCACGUUAACAUCCUGAACAGGCCACAUGGUGUCGCUGUAAGGACAGCUAUGCAGUUUCAGUGUAUUGUCAACAUCCGGCGACACGUCUCCUGAGCACAUACCGCUCUCCAGGCAAAUACAGUUUUAACAAUUUAAUUCACACCCGACUGUGUUUUGAGUAAUAAUGUUGUGCAUGUGGCGCACUGUGAACAUUUGAGCGUCAACUCUAAAACCGGUGGCUGUUUAGAAAACGUCAAAGCUUCAGAUGGGGGAGGUGAGGAAGCUGCAGAAGAAGUUGAGACAGAUUGAAAAUCUGGAAAUAAAAAUCAGUCUCACUCCAGAGGAGAGAUACAAGAUCUCCAGGAAGGCGGAGCUGCGCUCCAGAUUGGCUGAGCUUCAGCUGCAGCUUUCUGGCCUGCAGCAAACUCUUGGGAUUGUAGGAGACGGAAAAAAGGAGAAGAUGAAAAGACAAGUAGAGGAUGCCCCUGAGGCCCUUCCAUCACAAACACCUCCAGCCUCCAAGAUCCUUAAGGAAGAAAAUGAAUCCAAAGCUCAAGCAACGCCAGCACCGGCCGCCAGGCAGAGGGAGUCAGUAGGGAAUGCAGCAGAGAUAGUCAGAUUACAGGAGGCAACAGAGCCGGCCAAGGUACCGCAUCAUGGAGGAGACGUGUCAGGAAACCGUCCAGACUUUGACACAGAGCAGCAACUGCAAGAGGAAGAAGCGGCGUUUACAUCCCUCAAAGCGUCUUGGGAGAAGGCGAGGUUUCGCUUGAGGCUGUUGGAGGGUCACAAUGACAUAGUCACCAGCGUGGUUGCUGUUGACAACCUGGUGGUUUCUGGAAGUCGAGAUACAACAGUGAAGGUGUGGCACGUUCCCACGGCAACGGAGCACAAGAAUCUGGGUGGUCACACUGGAGGAGUUACCUGUCUUUCUGCGCCUCCCCCUGAGUACUGCAAGAGACUGGCCUGGUCGCUGUCUUUGUCUGACAAAGAGAGGUUUAUUUUGAGUGGCUCUGCAGACUGCUAUGUGAAGAUCUGGGCCCUGAGCAUUGGGCAGUGUGUUAAGUCUAUCUACACGUUCAAUGCUGUGACUGCGCUCUGCUUUGUGCCAGAAGAGGACGGCUACAUCAUUACCGGAUCAGAUGGAGGGAAAGUUCAAACCUGGAGCUGGCAUACUUUCCAGAACUGCCAGUCAGUCAAUGCUCACCAGGAAGCAGUCACCUCCAUCCAGUCACAGGGUCCGCUGGUGUUCAGCGGCUCAGCUGAAGGAGGGGUGUCUGUGUGGGAGAACCGGUGUUCGAAUCAUGACCCCUUGAGGCUCCUUCAACACUGGAGCAGUCAGGUGACGGACUUAGGUGGGGAACCGGGUGGGCGCCUGACCCUUAGCCCGCGGGGCGACAGAGUGUUCCUGGCUUAUGGUCGAGCGUGGCUUAAGAUCCUGCACUGGAGAACAGGAAUGAUGUCCAGGUUGACCAAUCACUGCAGCAUCACUGGGGUAACAGAUUGUGUUCACCAGACAGGAGGGCUGCUAAUUGGUUCCAGCUAUGACCUGGCAAAUGGAGAGAGCAUGCUUAAUUUGUUCUCUCUUCCUCAGUGUAGGUAUCUGGCCUCUCUGACCUGGCCAACCGCUCCUAGGAUCCUUUGCUUUGCUGCAUGGACCACCGGGAGCGGAGACCACCGCUGGGUCACCGGAGGUCGCGACCUUAUUGUUUGGGAGCAGCUCCCCAGUUCUGGGAAGCAGAGGGGUGACGUCACAGUAAAGAGAGACAGUCGAAUGGACUCGUGCUUGCUAGAGUCAGAGGGGGACACCGAGGAUGACGAGGAGACUGAUGAUUACGAGGAUGAAGCAGAAGAAAACAGCCGGCCUGGCGGCACUGAGGAUGUAGGGUCCAGCUCGUGGCUGCGCUGUGUUCUCCAAUGAGCGGCGGGCUCUCGUGCAGAGGACACCACGGCCUGCAGCCAUGAAGAGGAAAUGGAGG
This is a messenger RNA of Melanotaenia boesemani (Boeseman's rainbowfish), 2341 nucleotides long. RefSeq lists its product as uncharacterized. NCBI's taxonomy places the organism in Eukaryota, Metazoa, Chordata, Actinopteri, Atheriniformes, Melanotaeniidae. The record is from RefSeq and is a predicted model, not a curated record. Gene Ontology annotation, molecular function: protein binding. The transcript is spliced from 13 exons. Bases 628 to 2283 code for a protein of 551 amino acids.